AUGGCGGACCAACACACACCCGAGGUGGACCUCGAUAAUGUCAUUGACCGACUGCUGGAGGUGCGAGGAUCAAGGCCGGGCAAGCCGGUGCAUCUGGAGGAGUACGAGAUCAAGUACCUCUGCCUCAAGGCAAGAGACAUUUUCAUCAAUCAACCCAUCCUGCUGGAACUAGAGGCCCCGAUUAAGAUCUGUGGUGACAUCCACGGUCAAUACUACGAUCUUCUGCGUCUGUUCGAGUACGGUGGAUUCCCUCCAGAGGCAAAUUACCUCUUCCUAGGCGACUAUGUUGACCGAGGCAAGCAAUCACUAGAGACCAUCUGCCUGCUCCUGGCUUACAAGAUCAAGUACCCGGAAAACUUCUUCAUUCUGCGAGGCAACCACGAGUGCGCCUCAAUCAACCGUAUCUACGGAUUCUACGAUGAAUGCAAGCGUCGAUUCAACAUCAAGCUGUGGAAGACCUUUACGGACUGCUUCAACUGUCUGCCCAUCGCAGCUAUCAUUGAUGAGAAGAUCUUCACAAUGCACGGAGGACUGUCGCCUGACUUGCAGAGCAUGGAGCAGAUCAGGAGGGUGAUGAGGCCGACGGAUGUGCCGGAUACAGGUCUGUUGUGCGAUCUGCUAUGGUCAGAUCCUGACAAGGACAUCUCUGGAUGGUCCGAAAAUGAUCGUGGUGUCUCCUUCACAUUCGGACCAGACGUGGUGUCUCGCUUCCUGCAAAAACACGACAUGGACCUGAUCUGUAGAGCUCAUCAAGUCGUAGAGGAUGGAUACGAAUUCUUUGCAAAGAGGCAACUGGUGACGUUGUUCAGUGCACCGAAUUACUGUGGAGAGUUCGACAAUGCGGGAGCAAUGAUGAGUGUGGACGAUUCGCUGUUGUGCAGCUUCCAAAUUCUGAAACCAGCAGAAAAGAAGAGCAAGUACGCAUACGGAGGCAUGAAUGCCGGACGGCCAGUGACACCCCCUCGCAAGCAGAAGAAGGGCAAGGAGGGCAAGGCCUGA
Messenger RNA from Microstroma glucosiphilum, 999 nucleotides. RefSeq names its product putative serine/threonine protein phosphatase PP1. The record is from RefSeq and is a predicted model, not a curated record. Gene Ontology annotation, cellular component: nucleus; cytoplasm. Lineage: Eukaryota; Fungi; Basidiomycota; Exobasidiomycetes; Microstromatales; Microstromataceae. Gene Ontology annotation, molecular function: protein serine/threonine phosphatase activity. The coding region runs from base 1 to 999 and encodes 332 amino acids. The transcript is spliced from 6 exons.